GUCAAUACAUGACCUCAUAUUUAAAUUUAAUACUCAUUCAGUUCAUUACGAAUUCACCGAAACAAAACAAAACAAAUAGAACGACCUUGUGACCUUAUCGAAGGAUUAUUCAUUAUCAGACACUUCGACAAGAAGACCCACUCGGUUAUUUAUCACAAACAGUGCAUAAAAAUGAACAAAUCGUCUAGUUCUACCAAUUCCUGCACGGAUGCCAACAACCGAAGGACUAUCGAUCCCUUCCAAAGAGAUGCGCAACCGCUCUGUAGUUUCACACGGGUUUCAAUCUAUUUACAUCGAAAAUGUGAGUAAAUAAUCAUUCCAAAAACUAGCAACCGCGUCGAAAUUUAAAAAAAUGUGUCCAGGUGUAGACUUCCUUUUAGUUGUGAUGUGUACUAGGUCGUGACAAAACAAACCAGUUGUUGAGUAAUAAUUAUUAAUGGUUCACCAUUGUUCAGCUUGAAUUUCUUGAUAAUCGAAAUGGGAACCAGUGAAUCAAAACAGACCAAAACAAAAGCCAAGUUGAAAGUGAAGCUAGGAGGCAAAAGAAAAGGAAAAUUCGAAGAUAAUUUUACGGGCGUAGUUCCAGAUGAAGACGAGGGUAAGACCCCUGAAACAGAUCCUCCUGAAAAAGAAAACAACUCAAAUAAACUUCCAAUCAGUGUUUCGAAUGAAGAUACAGCUUUAAUAACAGACUCCUGGUGCGACGUGAACCAUCCCAGUCAAAAAAGUGAUGACAAUGACAGAAAAAUAUUUGCUACGACUCCAUCAAGUUCCGAAUCCCAUUUCACGGAUGCUCAAACUCCUGUUGGAUUCCAUAAUCAAAGUGAAGAAAGCAUAGAUUUGGAUAUAGAGGUCCCUAACUUUACUCAAGGAACAUUUUUGCACGAUUUAACAUUGAACAGCUUCAAACUCAAUGAAUAUAGCGUAAGGCAUAAGAAGCUGAGUAAACUAGGUGUAUCGAAAACCAGCCAGAUUAGUUUGGAUAGCAAUCCUGACGGAUGUUUCGCAUCUGACAAUGUCGAAAUUGUAAGUCAAAUUCAAGAUGACAGUGGUUUUGGUGAUUCUUCCUUGGAAAGGGAUGAUACUCUGAAGAGGAGGUCCAAGGAGUUAGCCGAUGAGGAAACAAAUGUUUUGCAGAUGGUUAAGAGAAUGUCAGAUGUCAACUUGAAUAAUGGUGUUCCUGAUUAUAAGAGGCAUAUGUCUGUGCCUCUAGAUUUGACGAAUGCUGUUCAAGAAAAUGAAGUUUUGAAGAAAGUUGUAUCACUAACACUUAGCAAAACAGAUCUGGAAACAAAAGUCACGAAACCGAAAUUUGUACCAGAAAAAUUGGAUUUUCAACUAUACGAAAAAUUUGAAGUAGGUACUUGAAGUAGUCCAGACAGAUCCACGAAAAUUAGGUAGAUGAGAAAAUAGAUGGCGAA
Leptinotarsa decemlineata (Colorado potato beetle) is the source of this 1421-nucleotide messenger RNA. It is a transcript of the gene capu, whose product is annotated as formin protein cappuccino. Gene Ontology annotation, biological process: actin nucleation; cortical actin cytoskeleton organization. Gene Ontology annotation, molecular function: microtubule binding; actin filament binding. The record is from RefSeq and is a predicted model, not a curated record. Gene Ontology annotation, cellular component: cytoskeleton; cytoplasm; actin filament. Lineage: Eukaryota; Metazoa; Arthropoda; Insecta; Coleoptera; Chrysomelidae.